Gilbertella persicaria is the source of this 390-nucleotide messenger RNA. Its product is annotated as JAB1/Mov34/MPN/PAD-1 ubiquitin protease-domain-containing protein. Gene Ontology annotation, molecular function: polyubiquitin modification-dependent protein binding; metallopeptidase activity. Gene Ontology annotation, cellular component: BRISC complex; BRCA1-A complex. The record is from RefSeq and is a predicted model, not a curated record. Lineage: Eukaryota; Fungi; Mucoromycota; Mucoromycetes; Mucorales; Choanephoraceae. The annotation marks the transcript as partial. The transcript has 4 exons. Gene Ontology annotation, biological process: double-strand break repair.
GAAGAGAUCAUUGGUAUGCUGAUUGGGCACUGGGAGACAGUACCUAGUAGCAACCCCUAUUUAAGUGAAAAGACCGUUGGUAAAGUAAAGCAUAUCUCAUUCCUGACUCGGUCAGACAAGCGAAAAGAUCGUGUUGAAAUUGCACCCGAGAGUUUACACUUGGCUGCCCUAGAAGCAGAAGAAUUUAGUAAAAAGAGCAACUUUCCUAUGAUGGUGAUUGGUUGGUAUCAUAGUCAUCCUCAUAUCACUGUAUUCCCUUCCCAUGUGGAUGUAAGAACACAGCUAUCUCAGCAGUUAAUGGAUGAACGCUUUUUUGGGGUCAUUGUAUCUUGUUUUGAUACCCAUCAUGAUAAUGUAACAAAAAAAAAAAAGCGUUGCUACAAACAAUAA